Messenger RNA from Diaporthe amygdali, 555 nucleotides. RefSeq lists its product as uncharacterized. The record is from RefSeq and is a predicted model, not a curated record. Lineage: Eukaryota; Fungi; Ascomycota; Sordariomycetes; Diaporthales; Diaporthaceae. The transcript has a single exon. Bases 1 to 555 code for a protein of 184 amino acids.
AUGUCUCAAAUCACCGAGUCCUGUCUCAAAAUGUCGGCCGACAGCCUACCUCAACACAACCGCGAGCUUACCCUGCGGAGGUACAUGUUACUCCAGGAUGAACAUGAAUCGAUCCGUCAACAUCUUGAUCAGAUCUCUACCACAUCAUCUUCCUCGGCAAACACCAAAACGACAACGUCACCCACGCUCGGCCCCACGCGUCCGUCCGGCAACGGAGCAUUCUCAGGCCACAGACGGACUGAAUCAGCCGCUAGGAGGGCGAGCAUGCCGCAGUAUGACAUGCCGCGACCACGCUUCCACCGAAGGGCCGGAGCACGCGCAGUUUCCGCUGAGGCGGAGACGUCCUUUGACCAGGAAACAUUGGCUCAGAUGGCGACUGAGGAAGCCAAGCUGGUCUCGGUCAACGAGGGUAUCAAGCGGGCCCUGACCGAGCUGCUCAACUGCGAGACCGUGCGGUCUGACCAGGCGUUCCGAAGCUUCUGCAUGACCAGACUGAUGGAGACAGAGCAGGAGCUUCGGUGUGGCCGCAGGAGGAGGAGCUGCCCUACCGACUGA